AUGUUUUCCGAUACGAGCAGUCUUGCUAGCAGCCAGUCAAGCCAGUUCAAGAACCUACUGGAGGCUAUGCUCGAGAAGCUGAAGACGGAUCCAAGCAGCGUCACGGUUGAUGAUGCUCGUCUUCUGUUUGACAACUUCACUGCGAGUGACGAGAGAGCGGUCCGCAUUAUCUCUGCCGUGGAAUAUCUGGCUAUUGCUAACAAGGACUUGCAUGACAAGGUGGAGAGCAGCCCUGGGGAGGUGACUAUAGAGGUGCUUCGUACCACUCAGAGUGUUGUUAGCAAAAUGCAGAAGGCUCUCGGUCACACCAACGUUCCCCAUCCAGAAGUUGAAGGCGAGCUCCAGGAGGAAAUCGCCAAGAUCGAGCCCAAGAUUGUGCAAGGCACAGUGACAAAGGCGGAGGCCGAUCGACUCCAUUCACUCGAGUCUCGUGCAUAUGGACACACUGAGAAGGGCGGUAUCACUGCUGCCGCUCAGUCUGUUGUUGCGAGACGUGAGCGUCAGCUAUCACUAAGUGGCGGUCCCAAAGCCUUGCAGCCCUCGGAAAGUGAACAGCCUCAACCAAACAAAGGAAGCUUUACAUCACCUGAACAGCAAUCUCAGCAUGACAAGGAGGAAAACAUUCUGCAAGCAGCGGACGCCGUCAAGGACAAGAUAGAAGAGGGUACUGUGACCAAGGAAGAGGCUGGUCAUCUACAAUCGCUUGAAUCUCGCACUCAUGGUGAUACCAUAAAGGGAGGUAUUGCUGCUACUGCUCAAUCAACUGCUGCAAGGCGCGAGUCGAAUGCUAGCGAUGCGUAUCCUUGCGCUGACGAGCUCGCAAUCCGACCAAAGAUCCAGGACAACAGUAAGAACACCCUCUCUCCCCAAGAGCAAUCCCACCAUGACAAGGAAGAGAACCUUCGCCAAGCAGAGCUUGCAAUCCAACCAAAAAUCCAGGAUAGUACCGUCACGCCAGCUGAAGCCAACAAGCUCCACUCAUGCGAGAUGCGUGCUCAUGGACAUACUGAGAAGGGUGGACUGGCCGCGACAGCACAGUCUGUUGUUUCCCAUCGCCAGAGAACUCUCAGCGACAUCUCCAACUCGCCUCAUCCCUCGGAAACGGAUGCUGGACCACGCAAAGAAGAUACUGCUGUUAACAAGGAGCCCAAGAAGGUCGAGGGUGACUUGGGUGACGUACGAAAGGCAGAGAACGAGGCCCAGUGA
Bipolaris zeicola 26-R-13 is the source of this 1206-nucleotide messenger RNA. RefSeq lists its product as uncharacterized. The coding region runs from base 1 to 1206 and encodes 401 amino acids. Lineage: Eukaryota; Fungi; Ascomycota; Dothideomycetes; Pleosporales; Pleosporaceae. The transcript has 4 exons. The record is from RefSeq and is a predicted model, not a curated record.